UAAUCAGAAGAACGAGGACAGGCAUCUGGAGCUAAAGGGGCAGGGGGAAAGAGAAGCUGCUCUUUGUGUUUCCACAGGCACAAAAGACCAGCAUGCUUUGCUUCAGCAGCGCCCUCACACAGAUAUUUCCAUAGCUACAGAAGGGGGGGCAACAGUCUGCCCAGUGACCAUGACAACUGUUGGUAACAGUUUCCACAAUCUUACAUUUGACAGCACUGGGAAAAUCACAGGGGAAGAGGAGGGAGCAAGUGCUGAAACCCAACAGGAGGAGGAGAGGGAGCUUGAGAUGGAUGCUAAUCUCAGUCUUUCACUGGCAGACGACAACCAUAAAAGUCCUGAGCCUCUAGAGGGACUGAGUUCAAGAACUGUAUUUGAAGAAGGUGAGAUUCACUUAGGCUCAGGUACCAGCGCUGAGUCUCUUGAGGACUGCUUGAGUGCUGACUCUGAACCCAGCCCCUCUACCAGCACCAAGGCUUCCCCCUCCAACCAGCAGUUAAGGAGGAGCAGCGCCUGCUUUAGCCCACUACUUCCUCAGGAGAGCCCCACAUUGGCCAAACGUCUCCUCAGGUCUGCCCACCCCUCCACCUCCUCUAAUCCUGUGGUGAAACCCUACCCUCCCAUCUUCCCGUCCUACAUCAAAACCACUACAAGACAGCUCAGUUCCCCGGGGCACUCACCAUCCCACAGCCCCCUAUCCCCACGCAGAGCUCACCAUAACUUUCACAGGAUGAUGGCUGAAGGUCGGCAGGUGCGCAGAAAACGCUCCAGAAGUCUUGCUAGCCCUUUGAGUCGCUCAGCUGACUGGACAGAGGAACUAGACAGGCGAUUGAGAGGCAGGGAGGAAGAUGGAGGAGGCUCACUGAGCUCAGGAGAAUAUUUGGGGGGCCACACAGGAGGAGGCAGCCAGCCCAUCUGUGGAACGAGAAGAUUUUCAUGUGGACAAGUACCUACUUGUGGUUUUCAGGAUGUUUUUACAGGUCGAACUCUUCUGGAGAAGCUGUUCUUGCAACAGCAAGCGGAUGAGCCAGAGGAGGCUGAGAGGCUCUGCUCUAGGAUCUUAGCAAUGGGCCUCCUGCUGCCAUUCACAGACUGCUUCAGAGAACAGCUGGGGGGAAGCACUACCCACAUCACCUCCACUGCAUCACCCAAGUUCGAUCAUGACCAGCUUUACACAUGGGCAGCUGUCAACCAGCCACCACACUCUUUGGAUCUCUGUGAGGGGAAACAACCAAGUCAGAUUAAGGGCCCUUGGCCUCAAGCCAAACCAGGUGGAGAUAACAGGAAUGGACUUCAAUCCGCACAAUCAGAGCUCCAUGCAGAUAUCAUGGGUUUGAGGCAGCAACAUGUAAACAAAGAGGAAGAAUGUGUCUUUCCUUCAAUAAAACUGAAGGAAAAACAUGUUAACGUCAUCCAACAACUGGAACAAACCAUAGAAGAUCUCAGGACUAAGAUUGCUGAGCUGGAGCGACAGCCCCCUCUGGUGGAUAGGGACAGUAUGAAAGUCACCACCUCCACCACAGACCGGGAAUGUGGAGGAGAGGGGGGCCUACUAAGGGGUGUGUGCGAUGCUCACCUUCAGACAGAGGCCUCCUCUGUUGGAGGCUUGGAGGCAAAGUCUGUGCAGACCUCACCAAUGGAUGACAGUUCAAAGUUCAAAGUGCCUUGUGGUGAGCCAGACAGAGUGGACAGAUUCGUGGAGCCUUCCCCCAGUCAUGAUGGGCACCUGUGUUUGUGUCAGCUACAGCCUCCUCCUCCUCCACCCCCACUUCUAGGGGGAAGUGAAAGUGGAGUCUGCCCUCCUUAUUUAGGGCAGACUGGAGCACCUCCUCCUCCACCAUUACCAGAAAUAGUCCCACCUCCUCCACCUCCUCCACCCCCUCUUCCACCAGGUUUAGGAGUUCCUCCACCUCUCCCUGGUUGUCUGGCUCCACCCCCACCUCCUCCUUUACCUCCACCUCUCCCUUAUUGUCUUGCUGCACCCCCACCUCCUCCUCCUCCUCCUGCCCCAGUCCCACCCCUUACUGCUGGCAUGGUUCCACCCCCUCCACCUCCUCCUCCUCCAUUACCAGGAGUUAAAGGCCCACCACCAACUCAAGCCUGUGUGCCUCCUCCUCCUCCUCCUCCUCCUCCAUUACCAGGUGUUAAAGGCCCACCUCCACCUCAAGCCUGUGUGCCUCCUCCUCCUCCACCUCCACCAGGAAACAUCUGUGUUCCCCCAGCUCUUCCAGGUGCUCUUGGCUCCCUGCCUCCUCCACUGCCACCGGGCUUGUAUUCUCUGGGUCUGACACAGGAGAAACCACCCAGAAAGGCCUUGGUAGAGCCACCAAGACCCAUGAAGCCUCUCUAUUGGACCAGGAUCCAGCUCCACACCAAGAAGGAUAUGUCUUCUUCACUUGUGUGGGAAACAAUUGAGGAGCCUAACGUAGACUUUCAAGAGUUUGUGGAAUUGUUCUCCAAAACAGCCGUGAAGGAGAAGAAGCAGCCACUGUCUGACACCAUAACCAAAUCCAAGGCUAAACAGGUUGUUAAGCUCCUAAACAAUAAGCGUUCUCAGGCUGUAGGGAUCCUCAUGUCAUCUCUGCACCUUGACAUGAAAGAUAUCCAGCAUGCCAUCCUGAACUUGGACAACACUGUAGUUGACCUGGAGACCCUGCAGGCACUGUAUGAAAAUAGAGCACAACAGGAAGAGUUGGACAAGAUCGAAAAGCACAUAAAGUCCACUAAAGACAAAGAGAAUGCCAAGCCCCUGGACAAACCAGAACAAUUUCUCUACCAGCUCUCCUUGAUCCCAAAUUUCAACAGUAGAGUUUUCUGCAUCCUUUUCCAGUCCAGCUUUUCUGAGUGCAUGUCAUCUAUCACAAGAAAACUGGACACACUGCAGAGGGUAUGCAAGGUAAUACAGGACAGUGAAACAGUGAAGAAGAUUCUAGGUCUGAUUCUGGCCUUUGGUAACUUUAUGAAUGGUGGCAAUCGAACCAGAGGCCAAGCUGAUGGUUUCAGCCUUGACAUCCUGCCGAAACUUAAAGAUGUAAAGAGCAGUGACGGCAUGAAAAGUCUUCUGUCUUACAUUGUUGCAUAUUACCUCCGACACUUUGAUGAGGAUGCUGGCAGGGAAACAUGUGUGUAUCCUCUUCCUGAGCCUCAUGACCUGUUUCAGGCUUCGCAGCUGAAAUUUGAAGAUUUUCAGAAAGAUCUGGCACGACUCAGGAAGGAUCUGAGAGCAUGCAUAUCAGAAGUCGAAAAAGUGUGUAAGAUUUCAGAUGAGGAGAACUUGGAGCCUUUCAAAGAAAAGAUGGAUGAUUUCCUCAAACAAGCUAAAAGUGAACUGGAGAUGCUGGAUUCUCAACUCAGCAGCACUCAUAAACUGUUCCUGGAACUUACAGUGUUUUUCUCAGUGAAGGCCAAAGCAGGAGAGAAAGAGGUUUCACCUAACAUGUUCUUCUCCAUCUGGCAUGAGUUCUCCUCUGACUUCAAGGACCAGUGGAAGAAGGAGAACAAAACCAUUCUCAAAGAGAGGUUAAAAGCAGCAGAAGAGAGUUUCCGACAGGCCAAAGAGAAGGCAUCCUACAGUGUCAAACCUAAACAAUCAUCGGGAAUUAAAGCCAAGCUUGGCAUGAAAAUUUGACAUAGUGGGCUUGGCAUGCUUGUUUUCAUGACUUUGGACACCAGCAGUGAAUCAACCACAAAAGUAUGAAGAUGACCGACGAGAGAAUAAAGCGACAGAAUAAAUGAGAAUGACCUACAGUAUGUGCAGACAAGCGAUCUCUGGACUUUUUUUCUCAUCAUUAUUUUUAUGUUUGGUCACAUUUGCCUGCACAGUCUGCCUGUUGCUUUAGAUGACUGUUGGAUUCAACAGAAUCAUGAAAAGAUGCUCCUGCAGGGCCAUCAGGUGCACAAUACUUACAGCAAUCGUCAGCAUCCCUUGUCUAUGGAGCCCAGGUUUAACUAAUAAUGUAAUACACUCAUAAUCAUUAACGCCAUCAAGCUUCCUAAAUAAGUAUUUGAAAAUUAAUAAAAACAAUAAGCAAUUAUUCCUAACGACACUGACCUUUAUUAAGAGCAAAUGAGGCCAGUAAGAUGUGGUGGAAAUGAAGCAUCUGACUGAUUAACCAAAGCACUAGUGACAUGAUGGUAUUCGAUUUACUAUGGAAAGUAUU
Molecule: messenger RNA, 4157 nt
Organism: Oreochromis aureus
Lineage: Eukaryota; Metazoa; Chordata; Actinopteri; Cichliformes; Cichlidae
Gene: fmn2b
Product: formin 2b
Exons: 19
Coding region: 170-3625 (1151 amino acids)
Biological process (GO): actin nucleation; intracellular transport
Cellular component (GO): nucleus; actin filament; cytoplasm
Molecular function (GO): microtubule binding
Source: RefSeq, a predicted model, not a curated record